Molecule: messenger RNA, 3164 nt
Organism: Macadamia integrifolia
Lineage: Eukaryota; Viridiplantae; Streptophyta; Magnoliopsida; Proteales; Proteaceae
Product: kinesin-like protein KIN-14C
Exons: 17
Coding region: 316-2841 (841 amino acids)
Biological process (GO): microtubule-based movement
Molecular function (GO): microtubule binding; ATP binding; microtubule motor activity
Source: RefSeq, a predicted model, not a curated record
AAGAUUCUGACGAGUUACGAAUUCAGCUCUAGUGCCGCCAUAUCCCCAUUUCAAAAAAUUUCAAAAUCCCACGCUCCUCACUCCUCUUGGUUCCCUAGUUCCGACUCCAACCCUUUGUUCACCCUGCAAUUACUAACCGCAGUUAUGUGUUAAACAGAUCCUCAAGAAAGGAAAGAAGAAGACGAACACCGAGAGCGGCGGAGCGCUGAGAUCGAGAGUGAGAGAAGCAGACGCUGCUUUCCUGUUUGUGAAAGCAACGAUUGCGAAACAAACUGAGAGUUUCAUCUGUAGAUCUUCUUUUCUCUUUGAUUCAAAAUGGCUUUCAGAAACCAGAACAAGCCCCCUAUCAGCAACGCUCUUCCUCCUCGCAGUCCCUCAAAUAGGAAAGAUAACGUUGAUGAAGUCCCUAUAGACAAACGUCGGAAGAUUGGAUCCGGAAAAAUGGUGGGACAGCCGGCAAGCAGUGGUCGCACGCGUCAGGUCUUUACUGUAGUGAAUUCAGGUCAAGAUCUUGCUACGGCCUGCGAUCCGGCCAGUACUGCCGGCGUUGAGUUCACUUUAGAGGAGGUAGAAGCACUUCUCAAUGAGAAGAUGAAAGGGAAGACGAAAUUUGAUUACAAGGUAGCUCAUAUAUUUUGUAUUGUUUGGUUCGCUGUUUUGGACGACCCCUUUUCGUUUACUGCUGUAUUUUUCAACUUAUUACUUCAUCAUUUUCUGAUUUUGAAGGGAAAAUGUGAACAAAUGACUGAUUAUGUCAAAAAAAUCAGGCUCUGCAUCAAAUGGUUCCUAGAACGUGAAGAUUCCCAUGUCCUUGAACAGGAGAAGCUGAAGAUUAUGGUAGAAAGUGCUGAGAAGGAGCGAACUGAGCUAGAGAUGCAAAUGAAAAACAAGGAGGCAGAAUCGGAUAGCAUUAUUACAGAGCUUAGGAAAAAUAAUGCUUCUUUAGAGGCCAGAUGUACAAAGGAAGAAGCAGAUAAGUUGGCCGCACUUGAUUCUCAUAGAAGAGAAAAGGAUGCUAGAGUUGCUGCUGAAAGUGCGUGCGCUUCUCUUUCAGAAGAGCUCAAAAAAACUCGUGAAGAACUUUCCGGUGCUAAUCAGAAGAUAGUGUCUGUUAAUGAAAUGUACAAGCGAUUGCAAGAGUACAAUACAAGCUUACAGCAAUACAACAGCAAACUGCAGACAGAGGUUGCAUCUGCUAAUGAGACCCUUAAAUGUGUAGAAAAGGAAAAGGCUGCAAUAGUAGAGAACCUCAGCACCUUAAGGGGUCACUAUAAUUCAUUGCAGGAUCAAUUGACUUCUUCCAGAGCUUCACAGGAACUUGCUAUCAAACAAAAGGAAGCACUAAUGAAUGAAGUGGGUUGCCUUAGAGGAGAGCUCCAGCAAGUCAGGGAUGAUCGUGACCGCCAAUUGUUACAGGUGCAGACAUUAUCGGCAGAGGUAGUGAAGUACCAAGAGAUUACGGGGAAGUCAACUGCUGAGUUGGAUAACAUGACGAUAAAAUCAAGUGCCUUGGAGGAUACAUGCUCUUCACAAAGAGAGCAAAUACUAAUACUGCAGCUCCAGUUAGCAGCUGCAAAUGAGAAACUGCAGAGAGCUGAUUUGUCAGCCUUUGAUAUGAGGACUGAAUUUGAGGAGCAAAAGAAAGUGGUUGAAGACUUGAAAAAUCGUCUGGCAGAAUCAGAACUUCAAAUUAUUGAAGCAGAAAGGCUACGUAAAAAGUUGCACAAUACCAUAUUGGAGUUAAAAGGGAAUAUCAGGGUCUUCUGCAGAGUUCGGCCUUUGUUGCCAGAUGAUGGUGCAGGAUCCGAAAUGACGGUUAUUUCUUAUCCUACCUCAACAGAAGCCCUUGGAAGGGGCAUUGACUUAGUGCAAAGUGGGCAUAAGCACCCCUUCACAUUUGAUCAAGUAUUCACUCACGAGGCAUCACAAAAGGAUGUUUUUGUAGAAAUUUCACAGCUGGUGCAAAGUGCCCUUGAUGGCUAUAAGGUUUGCAUUUUUGCAUAUGGUCAGACUGGAUCUGGAAAAACAUAUACCAUGAUGGGAAAACCAGAAGCUCCAGAGCAGAAAGGGCUGAUACCUCGGUCUUUGGAACAGAUAUUUCAAACUAGCCAGUCACUUCUUUCCCAGGGAUGGAAAUACAAAAUGCAGGCCUCAAUGUUGGAGAUAUACAAUGAGACAAUCCGUGAUUUGCUUUCAACCAAUCGAUCCAGUGGUCCAGACAGUUCGAGGGCGGACAAUUGUGUAGCUGGAAAGCAGUAUGCAAUUAGACAUGAUGCAAAUGGCAAUACACAUGUCUCUGAUCUUACAAUUGUGGAUGUCUGUGGCAUCAAAGAGGUGUCCUCUCUGCUACGUCAGGCGGCACAAAGCAGGUCAGUGGGCAAGACCCAAAUGAAUGAGCAGUCUUCAAGAAGUCAUUUUGUCUUCACCUUGCGGAUAUCUGGUGUUAACGAGAGUACGGAACAACAAGUUCAGGGUGUACUCAACCUUAUCGACCUUGCUGGUAGUGAAAGACUUGGUAAGAGUGGUUCAACUGGGGACCGGCUCAAAGAAACUCAGGCCAUCAACAAAAGUUUAUCACAUUUAAGUGAUGUCAUAAAUUCACUUGCUAAGAAAGAGGAGCAUAUACCUUAUAGAAAUUCAAAGCUUACUCAUCUUCUUCAGCCUUGCUUAGGUGGGGAUUCCAAGACCAUGAUGUUUGUCAACAUCUCGCCCGACCCAUCAUCAGUGGGAGAGUCACUUUGUUCUCUUCGGUUUGCUGCUAGAGUUAAUGCUUGUGAGAUUGGGAUUCCUCGGCGUGAGACUAAUGUGCGACCUCUAGAUUCUCGGUUGAGUUAUGGCUGAAGGUGGUUUUGGUUCUUUAUGGGGGUGAAUUAAUUAUUGUGGCUGAAACAAAAAGUCUUCUAACUGAUUGUAAUCUGUAUAGUGAAGUAUUAAGUUUGUAUCAGUGAAUGCUGAAGUUUCUUGUUGGAGUGAUUGCAUUUGUAUUUUAAGAGCUCUUAUUCUUUCAGACUAUGUUUGGAAGGCAAGAAAGAGAGCAGAAAAAUUUGUAAAAUUUUGAAACGGAGAGAAAGACGUAAACUCAUCAUUACUUUUGUUGGUGAGAAGUAAUGAGUCACCAAUCAAUACUAAAUGACCACAUCAAUAGGGUAACUUUUCUUUCGCUA